AUGUCAGUGAGCUCAAUAAACAAAAGGAUAUAUAUACCGAAAUUUUAUGCUGAUGUGAACAUUCAUAAACCAAAAGAAUAUUAUGACUAUGAUAAUUUAGAAUUACAAUGGAAUAAACCAAACAGAUAUGAAAUAAUGAAAAAAAUUGGAAGAGGAAAAUACAGUGAAGUAUUUAAUGGGUAUGAUACUGAAUAUAAUAGACCAUGUGCAAUCAAAGUUUUGAAGCCUGUUAAAAAAAAAAAGAUAAAAAGAGAAAUUAAGAUUCUACAAAAUUUACAUGGAGGACCAAAUAUUAUAAAGUUAUUAGAUAUAGUGAAAGACCCUGUAACAAAAACUCCAUCAUUAAUUUUUGAAUAUAUAAAUAAUAUUGAUUUCAAAACAUUAUAUCCAAAAUUCACUGAUAAAGAUAUACGUUAUUAUAUUUAUCAAAUUUUAAAAGCUCUUGAUUAUUGUCAUAGUCAAGGUAUAAUGCAUAGAGAUGUAAAACCUCAUAAUAUUAUGAUAGAUCAUGAAAAUAAGCAAAUAAGAUUAAUUGAUUGGGGUUUAGCUGAAUUUUAUCACCCUGGUCAAGAAUAUAAUGUCCGAGUGGCUAGUAGAUAUUAUAAAGGACCUGAACUGUUAAUAGAUUUACAAUUAUAUGAUUAUUCUUUAGAUAUAUGGAGUCUUGGUUGUAUGUUAGCUGGAAUGAUUUUUAAAAAAGAGCCUUUUUUUUGCGGUCAUGACAAUUAUGACCAAUUAGUUAAAAUUGCAAAAGUCUUGGGUACAGAUGAUCUACAUGCUUAUUUAAAAAAAUAUAAUAUUAAAUUAAAACCACAUUACCUUAACAUAUUAGGUGAAUAUGAAAGAAAACCAUGGUCUCAUUUUUUAACACAAUCAAAUAUUGAUAUUGCAAAAGAUGAAGUUAUAGACUUAAUUGAUAAAAUGCUUGUUUAUGAUCAUGCUAAAAGAAUAGCCCCAAAAGAAGCUAUGGAACAUCCUUACUUUAGAGAGGUACGAGAAGAAUUAUAA
Molecule: messenger RNA, 1008 nt
Organism: Plasmodium gallinaceum
Lineage: Eukaryota; Apicomplexa; Aconoidasida; Haemosporida; Plasmodiidae
Product: casein kinase 2, alpha subunit, putative
Exons: 1
Coding region: 1-1008 (335 amino acids)
Biological process (GO): protein phosphorylation
Cellular component (GO): cytosol; protein kinase CK2 complex; nucleus
Molecular function (GO): ATP binding; protein serine/threonine kinase activity
Source: RefSeq, a predicted model, not a curated record